Molecule: messenger RNA, 3110 nt
Organism: Cicer arietinum (chickpea)
Lineage: Eukaryota; Viridiplantae; Streptophyta; Magnoliopsida; Fabales; Fabaceae
Molecular function (GO): protein binding
Source: RefSeq, a predicted model, not a curated record
AAGAGAUUUAAACCUCAUCGUUCGUCCUUACUACGCCAACGCUUCUUUGGAUCGAUCGAAAUAAAACUGAGGCAAAACCGAAGUAAAAUAACAAAGUCAAAUCUAAAACAAAAAAAAGUGCAGAAACUAAGUACUACAAACCCUAGCCACUUACCACUACCGAAUGGUGCUGAUUCUCAACAACAACACAUAAUAAUCGCUGAUAUUCGUUAUCCGCAUUACUUUCUCUUGAAUAAUAUGGAUUCAAAUUCUCUAUGAGAUAGUAAAUUAAUUGAGUAUAUAAGUUGAAUGGCAACGAGUGCAAUUUUAUUUGUUGCCUGUGGGGAACAACAUUUGUUGCCGUUGACGAUGCAUAUUGGUUUUCUAAGAUUUUUGAAUCGCACUGUUCAGUCUAUCAAUCAACGCUUUGCUCAUAUUUUCUGCUCCCAAGGUGACGGUGACGACGUCAAACAUGUCAGGAUUUUAUGUGAAGAGGAAAUGGUGUUUUCGUCUACACAAUAUCUAAUGUCAGCUAUUGGGAGAAAGUGCCAGGUAAAUGCUCAAGAUUGUUCGUUGCGUAACAAGAGUUUUGGUGGCGGCAAGGGCCAACAUGCUGUUUUCAACGUGUUGGAUACAAUGCUAAAGUCUAGUCUAGAGCGUCUAAAGAUGAUGAGGGAAAACAUAUCUUUGGUAAGGAUAGGUCUGCAAGGAUAUUCACAUGAAUAUAACUAUGCAGAAAAUGCAGCCACUAUUAGGUUUUUGUGCUUGGAAGGUAAAUUGGUAGCUGCCCUGUGGCUUCGGAGAAGACUUGUGCAAAAAUGUAUCAUCCCUGACGUGUAUACUCACAACCAUAUUGUAAAUGGGCUAUGCAAACUCGGUCUUAUGGGGAAUGCAGAUCGUCUUGUUAGAGAGAUGUUAGAAUCUGGUCCUCGUCCGAGCUGUGCCACUUACAACACUUUAAUUAAGGGCUAUUGUGCUGUUAAUGGUAUAAAAAAAGCUUUGGAUCUAUUUACAACCAUGUCCAAUACUGGUAUUCUGCCAAACAGGGUUACUUGUAACAUACUUGUACAUGCAUUGUGUGAGAAAGGCCUUAUGAAGAAAGCUACAAAGAUGCUUGAAGAAAUACUAAAUGACGAUAAUGGCGAAGAUAUACCCGAUUUAGUUACCUCAACUAUAUUCAUGGAUAAUUACUUUAAAAAUGGGGCAAGUAUUCGAGCUAUCGGUCUUUGGAAUGAGAUGAUUCAAAAGUGUACAAGAGUAGAUGUUGUUUCGUAUAAUGUUCUUAUCAAUGGACUUUGCCAGAAUCAACAGAUGCAUCUUGCAAAUGGAUAUGCAUGUGAAAUGCUUAAGAAAGGUUUACUUCCUGAUGUUUUUACUUAUAAUAUUCUUAUUGGUGCACUUUGCAAGGAGGGAAAAAUUAGUGAAGCUUGCUAUAUUUUUGGAGUUAUGUCUAGAAUGGGAAUUAUGCCUGAUCAAAUUUCAUACAAGAUUAUGAUUCAAGGCCUAUGUUUGAAUGGAGAUGUUGUGAGAGCAAAAGACAUGCUUUUCUCGAUGUUGAAUAAUUUAAUGGUUCCCAAGCCUAUAGUAUGGAACCUAAUAAUUGACUUUUAUGGAAGAUGUGAAGAUCUUAGAAAUGCUUUUCUUACAAGAGAUCUGAUGCUGGCUUUUGGUGUUCUCCCAAAUGUAUUUACUUAUAAUGCUUUAAUUCUUGCACAAUUGAAGAGUGGAAAUAUCUACGAUGCUCACUCUUUGAAGGAAGAGAUGCGUUCAAAAGGUCUUUGUCCUGAUGUGGUUACUUAUAAUUUGUUGAUAGGUGGUGCUUGUAAUUUAGGAGAUCUCGAUUUAGCGCAUCAACUACACAAUGAGAUGAUGCAAAGGGGGUGUGUACCAGAUUUAAUAACUUAUACUGAAUUUAUUAGGGGGUUGUGUAUUAGAGGCAACAUUAAAGAUGCAGAAGAGCUUUAUGCUAGAUUACUGAAAUCUGGUUUAUUGAAUGAUCAUGUUCCAGUUCAGAUUCUUUUUAACAUGUACUGCAAAUUGAGCGAACCAAUCAGGGCGUUUAACUUUUAUCAAGACUGGCUGGCAAGUAAACAGGAUAGCAAUUGUGCCUGAAGCCCCUAUUAUGCUCAUGACUUUAGAUAUCAUCAGAGUUUCAUGUUCUGGGAAAGAAAGUCAUGUUUCACUGAAAGUCACUAUAGUUCUAAAAUUCAGACUUUUCAUUCAAAUGCUGGUCGUUCCCAGGUUGUGGCACAUAUGACUGAUGAACUCUCCAGUGACUUGUAUGUCUUUUAAUGGAAUAUCGUUUCAGAAGAUGCUAUCAGCAGAUAAAAGUGAAGGUGUAAAACCAGUUCAGGGCUCGAUAUUUCUCUGCUCAGGACUUAGAAGUUGAAUUGUUGCCCAAGCUUGGUUGACACCAGUAGUCACAUAUUCACCAUAGAAAAAUGAACUUUAUUGCAAAGGAGAGGGAAGGUAAUACAGCUUGGUGGAGGCUAAGAUCCUUCCAAUCAGAUGCGACAAGAAACAUGAAAUGUUCAAAAUGCGGUCAGGUUGGCAUGUCUCUGCAUAUCAGAGCAGAGGAGGUAACUAAAUUUGAAACAGCCAUGAGAAAGACAGCAGAGGGGUACCCCCAUAAAGACAAUCCUAUCCAGGAACAAAAUUUAGGGGCAAAGAAGUGUACUUAUUCCUUAAAAAGGAAGUCUCCUUUUGUUGCAGUGAACACUAAAGAAGUGCAUUAACCAUGCGGCCAAAUAUGAGCAAUUAAAAUAAAUGAUGAUUCACUACAAGGAGAUGAUGUAAGAAAUAUCAGUAAAUUAUCAUUUACCACCGCACAAAUUGGGCCAACUGUGCCCAACAAAAUGCUGUAGGAAGGAUUUGUUACAAGAGGUGAUCGCAAGAAUGAUGCACUUUUAACUGCAUUAUCGUUUACCUCCCUCUGGACUCCAACAAAUAAUGUGGUUUGAUUGGUCAUCUUUAUUUUCAUUUUCAUACUGGUUCAUUAUGUUGAAUGGCUCAUCCUGCAACUUGGCAUGGAUGUUCUAAUUUUUUUAUUGUUUUCGCGUUCUAUUUGUAAGCCGUGUUCUAUUUGUAAUUUUUAUUAGUUGAUUAAUAAAUAGGAUACAAUUUCUACCUGA